Molecule: messenger RNA, 784 nt
Organism: Sardina pilchardus (European sardine)
Lineage: Eukaryota; Metazoa; Chordata; Actinopteri; Clupeiformes; Clupeidae
Exons: 3
Coding region: 20-640 (206 amino acids)
Source: RefSeq, a predicted model, not a curated record
UUUAUGGUAGCCUGAUAUAAUGCCGAUGUUCUGGUUUCUGACCUGUUGCCUAGCAGCACGGCAGAAGGAGGAUGAUGGUUCAGCUGCCAUUAAGAAAAAGGUUAAGAAAUAUAAACUGUGGGAGCUGAAUGUAGAAUUGUUCAAUUUGGGUGUCCACCUGGAUGAGGACAGUUCCAGCAAUGAAAGGAAAAGCAAAAAGAAGAUGAAACAGGCCCUCCAGAAGCGUCUCAUUAGUGAGCUGCUGAAGAUACACGUGGACACGGACAACAAGAGGGCUAAAGAACUUCAAGUGAGCAACCCCGAUGUUCUAACCCAAAAUGUGUUGAAUCAUGGGAAUGCUUCACUAAAGAGUGAACUGGAACAGAUGGAGACCAGUAACAAGAAAAUAGAAAGUGAUGUACAGAGUGUUCUUCGGGAACUUUUGGACAAAGUUGAAGAAAACAAUGACAGCACUGAUGGACAUCACAUUACCCUGGAUGAAGUGGACACUGCUCUGACUCUGACUCUGAUUUCUGCCGAGCACUUCAAUAAUGAAACCGUGAACAAAAUGCCAAAUGAUGAUGUAAACAGCAUCAGAGCGAAAGUUGGCACAGGGGAAGGUGACAAUGCAGAUUUCAACAUGGCAAAUGACAAAGUGUGAAAAAGUGCUCAGGACUUGGACUGGAGACGAGAAGGAAGACAGAAAAUCCCUUUUUGGCGUCUGGUUCUUCUGUUGUUGCUUUUUUUCACCUUUAUUACUUAAUUGUAGCAGCUUCUGGCAAAAGCUCUUCAGUAAACGUUUGGU